CAUCCCAUCACCCUCAUGGUGACCCCACAAUGGUCUCGUUCUCCUCUCCAGGACCCUUCUCUGCUUAACAACCGCGUCCUGCUCCACCACGCCAAGGGCGGCACGGUCAUCGCUCGCCAGGGUGACCAGGACGUGAGCCUGCACUUCGUGCUCUGGGGGUGUCUCCACGUCUACCAGCGCAUGAUCGACAAGGAGGAGGACGUCUGCCUGUUCCUCACGCAGCCCGGCGAGCUGGUGGGACAGCUGGCCGUGCUCACCGGGGAACCUCUCAUCUUCACCAUCAAGGCCAACCGCGACUGCACCUUCCUCAAGAUCUCCAAGUCCGACUUCUACGAGUGAGUCCUGGCGCGUCCCCGUGGUGGAUCUCCGGCGCUUGGUGGUGCUCCCUG
Molecule: messenger RNA, 389 nt
Organism: Parus major (Great Tit)
Lineage: Eukaryota; Metazoa; Chordata; Aves; Passeriformes; Paridae
Product: neuropathy target esterase-like
Exons: 2
Coding region: 16-339 (107 amino acids)
Source: RefSeq, a predicted model, not a curated record